AGCGCCAAGCGGUAUAGAGAAGAAGUAUUUUUUGACGGUGUCAGUUCCAAAUUGUGUUUGGGUUUUUUCUUGGAAUUUCUCAAAAACUUGCUUUUGCGGAGAAUUCUGGUGUAUGAAGAAUUGUUUAAUCGCUAAUGAGUGGACAUCUGUGGGCACGUGUGCUAGAUUCAUUGAAACACAAGUCGGAAUUUUGCCCUACAGACGGGGUGACAAAUGUGAGGCAGGAUCUUCGGAAGGUGUAGCUGAGGAGCAAUAUUUUUCCUGUUUUCUUCCGUUUUACGGGAAAAUCCCACACAUUUCCUCUGUAAAUAAGAACCUCAACACAGAAUAUCUCAAGGCACAAUGAUAACAGACAGUUUGUUUGGGAAUACAAAGAAGGGUGAGCCUGGAAUGGCAUUUGCUGGAGCUGUAGACAAGAUCGUGGGCAGUCUGCUGCCCAUGGAUGAUCCCACAAAGCCCGUAUUUACCGUGGUGGACCUGGGGAAAAUGCUCCUGAUCAGUGCCAAGGAGGGCAAUACUGCCCAAGUGAGGGAAUUAAUGACCAAGGGAGCACCUUUCAGUACAGACUGGUUGGGUACAUCUCCUCUCCAUCUUGCUGCCAUGAACAAUCACCUGGAGACAUGCGAAGUGCUCAUCCGGGCGGGCCUGAACAAAGAUGCUCGCACCAAAGUUGACAGAACACCGCUCCAUUUUGCCGUGUACGAAGGCCAUGAGCAGAUUGUUGAUCUCCUAGUCAGCACACAAUGCGACGUGGAUGCCAGGGAUAUGCUACGAAUGACUCCACUUCACUGGGCUGUUGAGAAGAGGCACAACAAAAUUGUGGAGAUCCUCCUGAGGCAUGGUGCCGAUCCCAAUGCUGACUCCAAGUUCCGCAAAACACCCAUCAGUAUGGCCUUGGAGAAUGGCUACAACGAGAUCUACCUGAUGCUCGAUGCUGCCUACAGGCUACGUCUGGAAAACCCAGAGCAGCUUCAGCGAGCCACUAACAGCAUCACAGUUGGGAUGGGACAGGGCUCCGAGGAUGUUGUGAAGGCUCCAAUUGCAGGAGGGAAAUUUGCCAAGACGAAUGAUAUUGAAGAGAUUGUAGAUACUCCUUCGCCGCCCAUCAACUCCAGCUCCAUUGACGAGGACAACGGGAUGACUCUCAGUGAUGCCAUAAUCCGUCUACAAACAAUCGAUGACACGAAAAGUAUAAAUCCAACACUGCAGAUGCUGAAAGACCAUGGAAUAUCAAUGCUACCCACGGAGGAUAAUGAGAAUGCAUUUAUUUCGUCAGCCCUUCAGGGUGGUCGAAAGAUUGUCCUGUCGGAGGCCGGGAAGUUGAUGUUGAAUGAGACCAAGACAAAGAAGGCCACAUCACAAAUUGUAUCAGCUGGAUCACCAAGUGUCCAACCGCCGAGGAAUGUAAAUAUGAUGAGUAUAGCUACAACGUCAGUUAAACCCCUUAAAACGCCAAAUAAGAUCGUUAAGAUCGUAACGGCGGAGGAGUUUAAGAGGUUGCUAGCGGGAGAUCUCAGUGCCACGAAAAAAGUGCAAUUAAAGUCCAAUGGAUCGGUGUUGCCGGCCAAGCACAGAAAGAAUGUCAUGGUCAGCAAAAGACCGGAACUUUUACCCGCGGCAACUGAUAUUUUCGCUGAGAGUGAGAGCUGUAAGGUGAGACCCCCUCAAGUGCCAAAUUUGCUGGACAUCCAUGCUGUGGAUGCCCUGGAAAAUGACACAGAUCCGGAUGAAUACACACAUUUGGAUGUAUAUCCAGCCGGUACGUCAAAUACAAUCUCGAAGAGGACGUCAGAUAUGGAAUCUGCCGUAACGCCCAAAUCUUCCCUGCCCACCACAAUGGGUCUAUCGGAGAUCGAGAAACAAUUGCUGGAUCUCAAGAAGCAGACAGAGGAACUGAGGCGACAACUUGAAAUAUCACAGAAGCAGAAUGAAGAGUAUAAAGUGCGAUUGGAGAAGUUGGAGCAAGAGAAGGAAUUGGAGAGACGGCACUAUGUUAAAUCGCACAUCAACUCAUAAAAAUUAUUUAGGAAAAAUCAUUGCAGUUUAAUUGUGAAAUAAAUAUUUUUUUCUACAUA
This is a messenger RNA of Phlebotomus papatasi, 2075 nucleotides long. RefSeq names its product ankyrin-2-like. The coding region runs from base 343 to 2016 and encodes 557 amino acids. The record is from RefSeq and is a predicted model, not a curated record. Gene Ontology annotation, biological process: positive regulation of transcription by RNA polymerase II. The transcript has 4 exons. Gene Ontology annotation, cellular component: nucleus. Gene Ontology annotation, molecular function: protein binding; transcription cis-regulatory region binding. NCBI's taxonomy places the organism in Eukaryota, Metazoa, Arthropoda, Insecta, Diptera, Psychodidae.